Dictyostelium purpureum is the source of this 1188-nucleotide messenger RNA. RefSeq lists its product as uncharacterized. Gene Ontology annotation, biological process: Mo-molybdopterin cofactor biosynthetic process. The record is from RefSeq and is a predicted model, not a curated record. The transcript is spliced from 3 exons. Gene Ontology annotation, molecular function: 4 iron, 4 sulfur cluster binding; cyclic pyranopterin monophosphate synthase activity; metal ion binding. Lineage: Eukaryota; Evosea; Eumycetozoa; Dictyosteliales; Dictyosteliaceae. Bases 1 to 1188 code for a protein of 395 amino acids.
AUGAUAAAACUUUUUAGACCAUUAACAAAAAAUAUAGUUAUAAAUUCAAUUACAAAAUCACCCACUUCUAUAGUUUUUAUAAAUAAUAACAAUAAUAAUAAUGAUGGUUUUAAAAAUAAAAGAUAUUUUACAACAAAUAAUAAUUUAGAAAAUAAUAAUAGCACCAUUGAUAAAAAUAGUAAUAAUAUAAUCGAUAAAAAUAAAAUUUUAACAGAUAAGUUUAAUAGACAUCAUACAUAUUUAAGAAUUUCACUCAUAGAUACAUGUAAUUUAAAGUGUCUUUAUUGUCACCCAGAAGAAGGUUUCAUUAAACAGCAACAGGAUAAAUUAUUAACAGCCGAAGAAAUUAUUAGAUUAUCAAAAUUAUUUGUAUCUGCUGGUGUAAAUAAAAUAAGAUUUACUGGCGGUGAACCAUUGGUCAGAAAAGAAAUAGAUAAAAUUAUAGAGGAAGUUGGUAAAAUUAAAGGUAUCGAAAAAAUUGGAAUUACAACAAAUGGAAUUUUAUUAAAUAGAAAAUUAGAAAAUAUGUAUAAAAGCGGUGUAAAUUUAUUUAAUAUAAGUUUAGAUACAUUGGAUCCAAAGAAAUUUAUGUUGAUAACUAAAAGAUUGGGCUGGGAACGUGUAAUGAAAUCAAUAGAGGAAACAUUAAAACUAGAUAAUGUAAAGGUCAAAAUCAACUGUGUUGUAAUGAAAGAUUUAAACGAUAUGGAGAUUAACGAUUUUGUUGAAAUGACAAGGAACAAACCAGUUGAAAUUAGAUUUAUUGAAAUGAUGCCAUUUACUGGUAAUAAGUGGUCUGAUCAAAAGUUUGUUUCAUAUCAAGAUAUGAUAAAGAUUAUUAAAGAGAAAUUCCCAACAUUUGAAAAGUAUACAGAAGAAGAGGCAAAUAACACUUCAAAAACAUACCAUGUUCCAGGGUUCAAAGGUAAAAUUGGAUUUAUUACUUCAAUGAGCGAGCAUUUUUGUUCAUCUUGCAACAGACUUAGAAUAACUGCUGAUGGAAAUAUUAAAGUUUGUUUAUUUGAUAAUGCGGAAGUUUCGUUAAGAGACCAAAUUAGAAAUGGUGCAACCGACGAAGAUUUAUUAAAGAUCAUAAACGCUGCUGUACUUAAAAAGAAAGCUUCUCAUGCUGGUAUGUAUGAGAUUUCAAAAAAUGAAAAUAGACCAAUGAUUUUAAUUGGCGGUUAA